Molecule: messenger RNA, 411 nt
Organism: Caenorhabditis remanei
Lineage: Eukaryota; Metazoa; Nematoda; Chromadorea; Rhabditida; Rhabditidae
Exons: 2
Coding region: 1-411 (136 amino acids)
Source: RefSeq, a predicted model, not a curated record
AUGGAAAAGUUAAACCGAAUUGUACAUGAAUUGUGCGAAAACUCAAAUGGUGGCGGUUUAGAUGUGAAAGAACAUUCACACUGUCACAGAGCUCAAGAUGUAAACGAAGUUCCUGAAGAUAAGCAAAUGUUCGAGAGAAACAUGAUAGGACGAAUGAUGGCACUGGUUAGGAAUGAUUAUGUGAAUGAACCGCAUCAACUUGAGCAGCUUUGUAAUUUUGGAAUUUCUCCUGUUGUGCCGCGUAUGAAACACGUAGAGCUUCAACUUGUUGAUGGUAGUUGUCACGAACGAUCUGGACUCUAUUUGUAUACUUCUGAUGAAGCGAUUCCAUUUGUCGGACACGAUAUUUCUCCAUCGCUUCCACCAUUUUCCGAACUCGUGAAAGUCGUUCCGCUCUGUAACGUCAAGUAA